AUGGGUAACGGUGAAGUGACUCGUCUUCAUCUUGCCUAUUUAUCUAUUGCAAUAAGUUCUACAUGUAUCCUAUCAAUGAUUAUUGUUCUUCCUAUGCUUAAUAAUCAACUAGAUAAUGUUAAUGAAAAUAUGAUAGAAAGAUUAAAUGCUUUUAAUUAUGAAUCAAAAAAGAUAUGGAAAGAUCUUGUAAUUAAUCAUGGAACUUUUAGGACUAAAAGAGGAUAUGGUGUAGAAAAUUCUCCCGAUGGUGAUGAUGGUGAACAAUGUACAAAUUGUAUUAAAUUAUCUUGUCCACCAGGACCUCCAGGUCCACCAGGAAUUGAUGGUGAAGAUGGUAGUGAAGGAAUGCCAGGACGCCCAGGUAAAAGUGGUUUAGAUGGUUUAGAUAUUCCAUUAGAACCUGAACCAACUUUCCCAUGUGUUAUUUGUCCAGCUGGACCACCUGGAAAUCGUGGACCUCAAGGUGAACCAGGAAGACCAGGAGUUAAAGGUGAACCAGGACAACCAGGUUUACCAGGAAGACCAGGAAAACCAGGAAGAGUUGGAGAUGCAGGACCACCAGGUGUACCUGGAGAACCAGGUGAACCAGGAAUCAAAGGUCCACCAGGUGAUGAUAGUAUUGGUGGAACAGGUAUUAAGGGACCUCCAGGACCACCUGGACCAAGAGGUCCAAAAGGUCCACCAGGACCAAAUGGUUUACCAAGUAGCAAUCCAGGACCACCAGGUCCAACUGGAGAAAUUGGACCACCAGGACCACCUGGAAAACGUGGUGAACCAGGUUCUGCUGGUCAACCAGGUAUUCCAGGAGAAUCUGGAGAACCUGGAGGUCAUUGUCCAUCAUCAUGUGGAGUUCAAGAAAUUGUUGGACCAUCUAUUACUGAAUUAGAUACCCAAGGAUAUCAAGGAUCAGUUAGAAAUUAUAGACCAGGAUCUUCUGGAGGAUAUGGUAAAAAAUAA
Molecule: messenger RNA, 957 nt
Organism: Strongyloides ratti
Lineage: Eukaryota; Metazoa; Nematoda; Chromadorea; Rhabditida; Strongyloididae
Product: Nematode cuticle collagen, N-terminal domain and Collagen triple helix repeat-containing protein
Exons: 2
Coding region: 1-957 (318 amino acids)
Molecular function (GO): structural constituent of cuticle
Source: RefSeq, a predicted model, not a curated record